CAAGACCAUUUACAAAAUUGGUAAAGGAAAUGCAACUCCAUCGAGAUGACUUUGAAAUUAUAAAAGUGAUUGGAAGAGGUGCAUUUGGUGAGGUUGCAGUUGUUAAAAUGAAGUGUACAGAGCGCAUUUAUGCAAUGAAAAUUCUAAAUAAAUGGGAAAUGCUUAAAAGGGCAGAGACAGCUUGCUUCCGAGAGGAGAGAAAUGUCUUGGUGAAUGGAGAUUGUCAGUGGAUUACUACAUUGCACUAUGCCUUUCAAGAUGAGAACUAUUUGUAUCUAGUGAUGGACUACUAUGUUGGUGGUGACUUACUGACACUUCUCAGUAAGUUUGAAGACAAGCUUCCUGAAGAUAUGGCUAGGUUCUACAUUGGUGAAAUGGUGCUUGCUAUACAUUCCAUACAUGAGCUGCAUUAUGUACACAGGGACAUAAAGCCUGAUAAUGUUCUUUUGGACAUGAAUGGCCACAUACGACUGGCAGACUUUGGGUCCUGUCUGAAAAUGAGUGAAGAUGGCACAGUACAGUCGUCAGUAGCAGUGGGUACGCCCGACUACAUCUCCCCUGAGAUACUGCAAGCAAUGGAAGAUGGAAUGGGAAAAUACGGGCCUGAAUGUGACUGGUGGUCACUGGGUGUCUGCAUGUAUGAAAUGCUGUAUGGUGAAACACCCUUUUAUGCAGAGUCCUUAGUGGAAACCUAUGGGAAGAUUAUGAAUCAUGAAGAACGAUUUCAGUUUCCAUCACAUGUUACAGAUGUAUCUGAAGAAGCAAAAGAUCUUAUUCAGCGACUUAUCUGCAGUAGGGAGCGUAGACUGGGACAGAAUGGAAUAGAGGAUUUUAAGUCUCAUGCAUUUUUUGAAGGACUUAAUUGGGAUAACAUUCGAAACCUAGAGGCACCUUACAUUCCAGAAGUUAGCAGUCCUUCUGACACUUCAAACUUUGAUGUAGAUGAUGAUGUAUUAAGAAAUCCAGAAGUGGUGCCACCAAGUUCUCAUACAGGCUUUUCUGGAUUGCAUUUACCAUUUGUUGGGUUUACAUACACAACUGAUAGCUCUUUAUCUGAUAGAGGCACUUUAAAGAGUGCGAUGCAGUCUGACACUACAACCAAAGAUACGGAUGUACAGCGUGACUUAAAGAACACUUCACAAAUAGAAGGCUAUGAAAAGAAAAUACGGAAAUUAGAGCAAGAAAAGCAGGAUUUGAACAGAAAACUGCAAGAGCCUACACAGACAAUGCAGAACCUCCAAGGUCCAGUGUGUGUUACAGUAAAUACAAGCCGUGAUAAGGAGAUUAAAAAAUUAAAUGAAGAAAUUGAACGGUUGAAGAACAAAUUAACAGAUAUAAGUAAAUUGGAAGGACAACUUGCAGAUGCUGUGGCUUUUCGACAAGAACAUGAAGACUCUAUACAGAAGUUGAAAGGACUGGAAAAACAGUGCAGAGUACUGCGGCAAGAAAAGGAGGACCUGCAUAAGCAACUUGUAGAAGCCUCAGAGAGAUUAAAGACACAAUCGAAAGAAUUGAGGGAUGCCCACCAACAAAGAAAGCUAGCUGUGCAAGAGUUCUCCGAGCUCAGUGAGAGGAUGGGAGACUUGCGGUCUCAAAAGCAGAAGCUGUCCCGGCAACUUCGCGACAAAGAAGAAGAGGUGGAAGUGAGCAUGCAGAAAAUUGAUGCUAUGCGACAGGACAUCCGUAAAUUGGAGAAGAUCAGAAAAGAGCUGGAAGCCCAACUUGAAGAAGUUGUAUCAGAAGCUUCAAAAGAACGCAAGCUUCGCGAGCACAGUGAGGCCUUCUCCAAACAACUGGAAAAUGAACUGGAAGCACUAAAGCUGAAGCAGGGAGGCCGGGCAGCAGGUGCCACACUAGAACAUCAGCAGGAGCUUUCCAAAAUUAAGUCUGAGCUGGAAAAGAAAAUCUUAUUUUAUGAAGAGGAGUUGGUCCGACGAGAAGCAUCACAUGUUUUGGAAGUGAAAAAUGUGAAGAAGGAAGUACAUGAUUCAGAGAGCCAUCAACUUGCACUGCAGAAAGAGAUCAUGAUAUUAAAAGAUAAAUUAGAGAAAACAAAGCGAGAGAGGCACAGUGAAAUGGAGGAAGCAGUAGGAACAAUGAAAGAGAAAUAUGAGCGUGAAAGAUCAAUGCUCUUGGAAGAUAACAAAAAGCUAACAACAGAAAACGAGAGGCUCUGCUCUUUUGUGGACAAAUUAACAGCACAGAACAGACAGCUAGAAGAUGAGCUCCAAGACCUAGCAGCAAAGAAGGAGUCUGUUGCUCACUGGGAAGCUCAGAUUGCAGAAAUUAUUCAGUGGGUCAGUGAUGAGAAGGAUGCUCGUGGCUAUCUCCAAGCAUUAGCUUCCAAGAUGACAGAAGAACUAGAAUCAUUGAGAAGUUCCAGUCUGGGGUCACGAACACUGGAUCCACUUUGGAAAGUGCGACGCAGCCAGAAGUUGGAUAUGUCAGCUAGGCUGGAACUACAGUCUGCCCUUGAUGCAGAAAUUCGUGCCAAACAACUAGUUCAAGACGAGCUACGAAAAGUUAAAGAUGCAAACAUAUCUUUUGAAAG
Molecule: messenger RNA, 2551 nt
Organism: Pterocles gutturalis (yellow-throated sandgrouse)
Lineage: Eukaryota; Metazoa; Chordata; Aves; Pterocliformes; Pteroclidae
Product: serine/threonine-protein kinase MRCK beta-like
Exons: 18
Biological process (GO): actomyosin structure organization; peptidyl-threonine phosphorylation
Cellular component (GO): cytoskeleton; cytoplasm
Molecular function (GO): ATP binding; protein serine/threonine kinase activity
Source: RefSeq, a predicted model, not a curated record